AUGCUGUGGACCGCAAGUCUCUGCAUCCUCUGGGCUUCAUCAGUCCUCGGAGCGCCAGUAAACACAGAGCGUCAGAAGCUGCUGCUGAUCUCCUUUGACGGUUUCCGGUGGGAUUACGACCGUGAUGUGGACACGCCGAACCUGGACCAAAUGGCCAGGGAUGGUGUCAAAGCCCUGUAUGCCAGCCCUCCUUACCUCACCCUCACCAGUCCAACACACUUCACCCUCUUGACAGGCCGCUACAUCGAGAAUCACGGGGUAAUCCACAACAUGUGGUUCAACACAACCAGUGGAGAGAAGAAGCCUUACUAUCAGACUCAGUUUGUGAAUGACUGGUGGGACAAUGGCACUCUGCCUAUCUGGAUCACAGCACAGAAACAGGGCCUAAAAGCUGGCUCUCUUCACUUUCCUGGCACAGCUUCCAGUUACCAGGGACUGGUUGCUAUGGUGCAGGAAGUGGAGCCGCUGCUUUACAACUACAAGAACGAGACGGCUUGGCGAGAAAACACAGACAAGGUGAUGGGCUGGUUCAGAGACCAGAAUGUGGACUUCGUUUCCAUGUACUUUGGUGAGCCUGACGGGACGGGCCACAAAUAUGGUCCGGACUCUAAUGAACGUAGAGAGAUGGUCAAACAAGUGGACCGAACAGUGGGCUACAUCCGAGACUCAGCUGAGCAACACGGGCUGAAUCACCGUCUGAACAUCAUCAUCACAUCAGACCACGGCAUGUCCACCAUUUAUCGUAAUGGCCUGGUGGAGGAAAUCACCCUGUCAAAGAUCCCAGGCUUUUCGUUCGGGGACCUGUCCUUCCACCUGGUCGACUACGGACCUUCUGGGAUGCUGCUGCCAAAGCCGGGCAAACUGGAGGUGGUUUAUAAAGCCUUGAAAGGGGCUCAUCCACACCUCCAUGUGUACAAGAAGGAGGAGAUGCCAGCACACCUUCACUUUGCCAAAAAUGAUCGCAUCCUACCCAUCGUUCUAUGGGCUGAUUCUGGAUAUGUGAUCAACGGGUAUUUCCCAGUUCAGUUCAACAAGGGAGAGCAUGGCUUUGACAACCAAGAGAUGGACAUGAAGGUUCUGUUCAGAGCAGUGGGUCCAGCAUUUCACAAGAACCUGACCGUAGAGCCCUUUGAGACGGUUAACAUCUACCCCUUGAUGUGUCACAUCCUGGGCAUCCAGCCGGAGGUCAACGACGGCCACCUCAACGCCACCAAACACAUGCUGGUUACUAGCAUCCCGACUUCGGUUCGAGAUAGUGGAGCUACAAAUUACCUGAAAAAUGGCUUCACCGGACUGGCUGCAGUAGCCGGAUUUCUUGCCGUAGUCUUUAUAGUGGUUCUGGCCCACCGACUACUCAACAAGAAACACAAGACAAAAAGAUCAGGAAGUUUGAAAGAUCUCCCAGAAAGAGAAUGCACAGAACAAAGCUCAUUCUGAGCAUCGCGUUAAAGACAAAACAAAUCAUGUCUCAGAGAUUUUAAAGCAGCUCCCCGUGGACUGCCCUUCUGGAUCAGUCGC
Molecule: messenger RNA, 1518 nt
Organism: Archocentrus centrarchus (flier cichlid)
Lineage: Eukaryota; Metazoa; Chordata; Actinopteri; Cichliformes; Cichlidae
Product: ectonucleotide pyrophosphatase/phosphodiesterase family member 7-like
Exons: 6
Coding region: 1-1437 (478 amino acids)
Source: RefSeq, a predicted model, not a curated record